Rhododendron vialii is the source of this 3645-nucleotide messenger RNA. RefSeq names its product structural maintenance of chromosomes protein 5. The transcript is spliced from 30 exons. NCBI's taxonomy places the organism in Eukaryota, Viridiplantae, Streptophyta, Magnoliopsida, Ericales, Ericaceae. The coding region runs from base 181 to 3336 and encodes 1051 amino acids. Gene Ontology annotation, cellular component: Smc5-Smc6 complex. The record is from RefSeq and is a predicted model, not a curated record. Gene Ontology annotation, molecular function: ATP binding; ATP hydrolysis activity. Gene Ontology annotation, biological process: double-strand break repair via homologous recombination.
GAAGGUAAAAGUAAGAAGUUUAGUACAUCGCACUCUUGCUCUUGGCGCCAAUUUUCGUUGCUGCACUCGCUUCUCUUCUCUCGCUGUCUCAAACCCUAGCUCUUGCUGCAUCUUUCCACUGCAGAAAUCGGAAGGCAAAAGCUUCACCCUAAUCUCCAUUCAUAAACUCAAACAUCUCCGAUGGCCGACCGUCGCCCUAGUAAACGCCCCAAAAUCAGCAGAGGGGAGGACGACUAUAUGCCGGGAAAUAUCGUUGAGAUUGAACUUCAUAACUUCAUGACCUUCGAUAUAUUGACGUGCAAACCGGGACCGCGUCUAAAUCUUGUAGUUGGACCGAAUGGUUCAGGUAAAAGCUCUAUUGUUUGUGCUAUAGCGCUUGGACUUGGUGGCGAACCGCAGCUGCUCGGAAGAGCUUCAAGCAUUGCAGCAUUUGUAAAGCGAGGUGAAGAGUCUGGUUAUAUUAAGAUUUCUUUGAGGGGGGAUACUAAGGAGGAGCACCUGAAUAUUAUGCGUAAAAUUGAUACGCGUAAUAAAUCUGAGUGGCUAUUCAAUGGAAAAGUAGUGCCAAAAAAGGAUGUUGUUGAAGUAAUUCAAAGAUUCAAUAUCCAAGUUAACAAUUUGACUCAAUUUUUACCACAAGACAGGGUUUGUGAGUUUGCUAAGUUAACGCCAGUUCAACUUCUUGAAGAGACGGAAAAGGCUGUGGGUGAUCCACAACUGCCAGUCCAGCACCGUGCGCUAGUUGACAAAAGUGGUGAAUUGAAGAAGCUUGAAAGAAACAUCCAGAGAAAUGGAGAAUAUUUGAAUCAGCUGAGGUUACUUAAUUCUGAGCAAGAAAGGGAUGUUGAGCGUGUUCGUCAAAGAGAAGAACUACUAGAAAAGGCUGAGUCUAUGAAGAAGAAAUUGCCUUGGCUGAAAUAUGAUGCAAAGAGAGCUGAAUUAAGGGAAGCUAAAGAGCAGGAGAAGGAUGCUAAGAAGAAGUUGGAUGAAGCUGGUAAAAGUUUGGAUGAUGCUAGAGAACCCAUUAAGAAAGAACGGGCGGUGAAAGCAGCUGAGGAUGCUAAAUGCAAAAAAAUAAGCAGUCUAUUGGAUGGCAAUGCCAAGAAACGUAUGCAACUUGUGGAAAAUGAAAACUCUUUGGGCGCACAGGUUCGCAGUAAAUACAGCGAAAUGGAAGAGUUGAAGAGACAGGAAGAGUCUCGUCAACAAAGAAUCUUAAGAGCAAAAGAAGAGCUUAUUUCUGCAGAAGUGGAGCUCGCAAAUCUGCCUCCAUAUGAGACUCCAAAGAACGAACUUGAAAAAUUAGGUGCUCAAAUUAUGGAGCUGGAAGAGAUCGCAAGGGAGAAGAGGCACCAAAAGGCAGAAAAGGAAAGGCUUCUGUCUCAUAAUAAUGGAAUCUUAAGACAGAGCGUUGACAGGUUGGGGGAUAUGGAGAAUACAAAUAAUAAGCUUUUACAUGCUCUGCGGAAGUCUGGUGCUGAAAAGAUUCUGGACGCUUACCGCUGGGUGCAAGAACACCGCAAUGAGUUUAAUAAGGAGGUGUAUGGCCCAGUGUUGCUUGAGGUUAAAGUCUCAAAUCGGGUUCAUGCAGACUACUUAGAAGGUCAUAUUGCUUAUUAUAUCUGGAAGUCUUUCAUAACACAAGAUGCCGGGGAUCGUGACACCUUGGUCAAAUACCUUGGAUCAUUAGAUGUUCCAGUAAUAAAUCACGUGGGAGAUGGAAACCGCGAGGAACAGCCCUUUCAUGUGUCUGAGGAGAUGCGUGCCCUUGGCAUCUAUUCUAGGCUGGACCAGGUUUUUGAUGCUCCUGUAGCUGUGAAAGAAGUAUUGAUCGGCCAAUUUGGGCUGGAAUAUUCUUACAUUGGUUCCAAGGAGACUGAUCAAAGAGCUGAUGAGAUCCAAAGAUUGGGAAUUUUUGAUUUUUGGACACCUGAAAAUCAUUAUAGAUGGUCUAAAUCUAGAUAUGGUGGUCAUAUUUCAGCCCUUGUGGAACCUGUGGCUCAUUCUCAGCUCCUUUUGUGCAAUCAGGAUGUGGGGGAGCUGGAGAGGCUUAGGUCCAGGAAAAUGGAACUUGAAGAAACUAUUAUGCAUAUCAACGAAAGUUUGAAGUCUCUUCAGAUAGAGCUAAGACAGGCAGAGGAUGAAGCAGCCAAACUUCAACGGCAGCGGGAGGAGAUUAUUAGCUCUGUACAACUUGAGAAAAGAAAGCGGCGUGAAAUGGAAAACCGUAUCAAUCAAAGAAAGAUAAAAUUGAAAUCGAUGGAACAGGAGGGUGACUUGGACACCGUCCUUGCGAACCUGCUUGACAAUGCUGUGAAGUUAAACAUUCGGCGGUUUGAAUGUGCAAUUGAAAUUAAGAAUUUAAUCAUUGAAGCUGUUGCUUACAGAAGAAGUUUUGCUGAAAGAAAGAUAGCUUCCAUUGAACUUGAAGCAAAGAUUCGGGAAAUGGAAGGCAGUGCCAAACAGCAAGAGAAAUUCGUCCUGCAAGCAUCUGCACAUUUAAAAUAUUGUGAGGAGGAAGUUGAGAGUUUUAACCAACAAGUGGCAGCUGCAAAAAGACAUGCAAAAUCUGUUGCCAUUCUCACUCCAGAACUUGGACAAUCAUUUAUUGAGAUGCCUACUACUAUUGAGGAGUUGGAGGGUUUGAUUGAAGAUACUAUUGCUCAAGCUAAUUCUAUAAUGUUUCUAAACCACAACAUUCUGGAAGAAUAUGAAAGCCGUAGGAAAAAGGUAGAAGAACUUUCGAGGAAACAGGAAAUAGAUGAGAAGGAAUUUAGUUCGCAAUUGGAUGAAAUAAAUGCUUUAAAGGAAAGUUGGCUUCCAACAUUGAGAAGCCUUGUUACUCAGAUAAAUGAGACGUUCAGUCAUAAUUUCCAAGAGAUGGCCGUUGCAGGAGAAGUUUCAUUAGAUGAGCAUGACAUGGACUUCGAUAAAUAUGGGGUACAUAUAAAAGUAAAGUUCAGGCAAGCAGGACAACUUCAAGUACUCAGUGCCCACCAUCAGUCUGGAGGGGAGCGUUCAGUUUCAACCAUUCUUUAUCUUGUUUCUCUGCAAGACCUAACAAACUGCCCAUUUAGGGUGGUGGAUGAGAUAAAUCAAGGAAUGGACCCCAUAAAUGAAAGAAAGAUGUUUCAGCAAUUAGUCAGAGCUGCCAGCCAAUCAAACACACCACAGUGUUUCUUACUUACACCAAAGCUGUUGCCAAAUCUGGAAUACAGUGAGGCAUGUAGCAUUCUGACAGUUAUGAACGGUCCUUGGAUUGAGGAGUCAUCUAAAGUCUGGAGCAGCGGAGAGUGCUGGGGUUCCGUCAUUGGGUUAAUGGGCACAAGCCUUUGAUGAAAACUGCUCAUAUUUGUUUAUAUUUUGUUUUGUUCUUGCUGUGGAUUUGUAAAUGUAUUUGUACCCAGCCUAGUACACGAGGCUCCCACCAGCACAGGUUUGGUGAGAAUCGUAUAUAUGUAACUUGUGACCCUGUGACUAGGGUGCCCUUAGUUAUGUUAACCUUUUGUUCUUUUUGGUAUUUUACGCUAUAAGAGUUAUUUAAACGAGAAUAAUUUUGGUCUCGAAAUUGAUGUAAACUCAGAUUGAGGGUUCGAAUGUGACAACAGUUAGUGCAUUUAAUGUCAACGGUUAGGUUUGUACCCA